UUGCUUUGUCCUCAGGCUCUCUAGUAUUCCUUUUGGGCUAUUAGUCUUUCAACAUGCAGUUAGGGGAUUAAAGUAAAUCAUUUAAUUCAUGUAGCAUGUCACUCAAUAGUAUACUUUUGGAAAUUGUUUCCACAGGAGCACCCGUGAAAGCAGCCAGUCUGAGAUAUUGACACUGUAGAAAAAACUGACAGCUUACUCCUUGUAUUGAUUCUACUCUUCUCUACAAAUAUAGACUCCGUUCCCUACCACAACCUUAGAGUUCUGCCCCAGAGACGACAAGUAUGAAUACCACAGACAAUGGGGUCAACUGUCUAUGUGCUAUAUGUGGGGACAGAGCAACAGGAAAACACUAUGGGGCCUCGAGCUGUGACGGGUGCAAGGGCUUCUUCAGACGCAGCAUACGCAAGAGUCAUGUUUAUUCCUGCAGGUUCAGUCGGCAAUGUGUUGUUGACAAGGACAAAAGGAAUCAAUGCAGAUAUUGUCGACUAAGAAAGUGUUUUAGAGCAGGAAUGAAAAAAGAAGCUGUGCAAAAUGAACGUGAUAGAAUAAGCACCAGAAGAAGCACAUUUGAUGGCAGCAACAUCCCCUCCAUUAACACACUGGCACAAGCUGAAGUUCGGUCUCGCCAGAUCUCAGUCCCAAGCCCUGGAGGAAGCACUGAUAUAAACGUUAAGAAAAUUGCAAGUAUUAGUGAUGUGUGUGAAUCUAUGAAACAGCAGCUCUUAGUCUUGGUGGAAUGGGCUAAAUAUAUUCCUGCCUUCUGUGAGUUACCAUUGGAUGAUCAGGUGGCACUGUUGAGAGCUCACGCAGGGGAACACUUAUUGCUUGGAGCUGCAAAGAGAUCCAUGAUGUAUAAAGAUAUUUUGCUUUUGGGAAACAACUAUGUUAUUCACCGAAACAGCUGUGAAGUUGAGAUUAGCCGUGUGGCCAAUCGGGUUCUGGAUGAGCUGGUUCGACCCUUUCAAGAAAUCCAGAUUGAUGACAAUGAGUAUGCUUGUUUGAAGGCAAUUGUAUUUUUUGACUCAGAUGCAAAAGGGCUAAGCGAUCCAGUAAAAAUUAAGAACAUGCGGUUCCAAGUGCAGAUCAGCUUGGAGGACUACAUCAAUGACAGGCAGUACGACUCCCGGGGGAGGUUUGGAGAGUUGCUUCUGCUUUUGCCCACGCUACAGAGCAUCACUUGGCAAAUGAUCGAGCAAAUACAGUUUGUUAAACUUUUUGGGAUGGUUAAAAUUGACAACCUACUUCAGGAGAUGUUACUGGGUGGUGCUUCCAAUGAUGGUAGUCAUUUCCAUCAUCCAAUGCACCCACAUUUGUCUCAAGAUCCAUUAACUGGACAAACUAUACUUUUAGGUCCUAUGUCAACAUUGGUUCAUACAGACCAGAUUUCAACUCCUGAAACCCCACUCCCUUCCCCACCGCAAGGCUCUGGACAAGAACACUACAAAAUAGCUGCAAACCAAGCUUCGGUUAUUUCUCAUCAGCCUCUCUCCAAACAAAAGCAAUUAUGAAAAUAUGUUUACUUUUGAACGGCACUGCAUAAAUGUGAAAAGCUGUUGGUCUCAAAAUAUCUCAGGAUAGUACUUCUGACAAACUCUUAGCCAGGGCUUCGUCAUGGUGCUGUUAUAAGAUGGUAUCCUAUUUUAUUGUUUAUAUGUCCAUUUUGUUUGUUGUUGCUACUGUGUAAAACUUUCACAUCAACUAAUGUAUGUCUGAGUUUGAAUAUGUUUAUAGAGUAUAUUUUUUCCAACUGCCCCUGCCUUGUGCCUCGACCAGUUGAAUCUUAUGUACUGCUGUCAUUUGUUUUCUUAAUAUUAAUUUAAAUCUAUACAUAAUUGUUUUAUGUUGAUAUGAUGCAGAACACAUCUUUUGUUCUUUUUUGACUGAGAAUAGUAGAUGAGAAAUCUGAGGUUAAUAUAAAAUGAACUAAGUUUUUUAUAAAUUAUAAACUUGCAGAUUAGGAAAAUAAAGCAGUUGCUGUAGAAUAGGGUGCAUUUCUUUGAAGAAGAAUCACUUACGGGCAUUCUGUGGCAAAGUAGCAUCACUUUGGUCCACUGUUAAAUAUUCCUAUCUUAAGUUUAGAAAAUUAUAAAAACCCAUGCCAAGGAUGACUGGAUAUUCUUUGAAAUCUGUGUUUGAGGAUGUAUGUUAAGAUAAAACAUGUUGUUAGUGUCAUCAGUUAGGAUACAGGCUAAACUGUAACAUAAAAACCCCUAAAACAGUGGCUCAACCAAGACAGACAUUUAUUUCUUUCUCCUGAAACAAUCUAAAAGUAGUCAUCCAUGGAUUAGAAAUUAGCACACCUCGUUCCCAGGGCAGCCAAGAGAGUCAUCUUUAGGUAGAAAGCCUCUGUCAGCUAAAGCCAUUCUACUCCAAUAGAGCCAGUCCUUGGGACAAAUUAGCCAUCUACCACAAAUGUGCCUUAUUUAGUCCUCACAGCAACCCUGUAUGAGAGGUAUUAUUAUCUCUCUUUUAUAAACAAAGAAACCUUCAGCCUAAGGGUUUAAGGAAUAUAACCAAAGUUCAUAAAUCUACACAGGAAGAGAGCCACAUUUAAACCCAGGUCUGGUUGACUGUAAUGAGGAUAAAUCCUUGAUAUGAAAUGAAAAAUGCGAGCUUCUUCCCGUGUGACUUUUAAAUAGAUGCAGCUGAGUGAUGAUUGAAUACUAUCCAUCAUGUUGCCUAUGGUGUCUAUUCACAUGUAAGCAAUGAGUGCAAAAUUGUUGCAGCUUAAAUAAGAAAACACUUUUGUACUUGUAGCAGGCAUCUUCCUCUAAAAACAUUAAAGAAAAUAAAAAGUUAAUCAGAUAGAUUUUGAUGAAAACAGAAAACAAAUUCAGAUAACUAACUUAGCAGAUUUUCAAAAAUCCAGCAGCCCAAGGAUGUACCAAAUGUCUAAUUCUAGACUGAGGAGUGCAUUGGAGCCCUAAACUAUUUGACACCAUCCAAAGCUGGAGCUUAUUUUAAAGCAGUUAGUGAUGGGCUACCUCAUGAAUCAAUGACUCGUCUCUGGUUGAAGAGAAGGAAAACUGGGAAAACUGGUUGAGUAAUUAUCAAUAAUAUUUUUUAAAAAGUAUCCAAAGCUGCAAGAGAUUGAAUCAAAAUAUUUUUUCAGAACUUUUCAAAAUUGCUAAGAUUAUGAUUUCAUAACUCCCACAUAACCCUACAAAUAAAAAGGUUUUGUUAAUGUUAAUUAACUUAUUGGCUCUUAAAGUGAAAUUGAACUCUUGGAAUAGAAAAAUGAUUACUUAAAAACUAUCAUGAUUUAAUAGAAUCAAUAAAAUUCCUUCAAGAGCUAGUACCCUUGUGAAACUGUAAAAUAUAUCGUUGUGUGAAGGGGAGUUUUUUAACUCUUAUUUUUUGAAAAUUUGCUGUAGUGUCUAUUUCAUGAAUAAGAAUGUUUUUGAUUUUUAUAAAUACAAAUAUCUUUUGUAGGUUUUUGUUUACUUUCUUGGGGUUUUUUCUUAGACGAUAUUAAAAAAUACUCUCUUAGUCCAUUUGGGCUGCUAUAACAAAAUACCAUAAACUUGACAGCUUAUAAACAGAAAUUUAUUUCUUACAAUUCUCAAGGCCGGGAAGUCCAAUAUCAAGAUGUCAGCAGAUUUGUUUUCUGGUCCAUAGUUAGUGCCUUUUUGCUGUGUCCUGAAAUGUGGAAGGGGCAAGGCAGCUUUUGGGGGCCUCUUUUACAAAGGCAUUAAUUCUCAUGACCUAGUUAUCUCCCAGUGUUGUAGCACUGGGGACUAGGUUUCAACAUAUAAAUUUGGGGGGACACAAACAUUCAAACCAUAGCAAAUGCCUUAAAAAUGUAAAACAUAAAAUUCAUUUUUGUUAACCCUCCAACUUAGCCACAUAUAUUUACUAAACAGCUAUGUCUUAGAAAUUAUUACUAAUGAUUUUGCUUUAAUAACUAUGGUCAGGGAAUUUGUAAUAUAAUAGUUUUAUAUACUGAACUGCCAAAAAUGCUGAAUAAAGAGGAACUGAUGUUUUCAGCAUGUUUUCAAAAUAUUGGUAAGGAAAGUUAUUGCUUUUAUAUGGUAUAUGACU
Molecule: messenger RNA, 4041 nt
Organism: Lemur catta (Ring-tailed lemur)
Lineage: Eukaryota; Metazoa; Chordata; Mammalia; Primates; Lemuridae
Gene: HNF4G
Product: hepatocyte nuclear factor 4 gamma
Exons: 10
Coding region: 282-1508 (408 amino acids)
Biological process (GO): regulation of transcription by RNA polymerase II; anatomical structure development; cell differentiation
Molecular function (GO): zinc ion binding; nuclear receptor activity; RNA polymerase II cis-regulatory region sequence-specific DNA binding
Source: RefSeq, a predicted model, not a curated record